CUUUCAUCCUUGAACGCUUCUCGCUUCUUCCACCUUCUUACGCCUUCCAGGUGCAGAGCUGUUUAAUCCAUACGAACUAACGAAUGUGAUUGCUUCAACAAGCCGGUGUGCUUUCCGUGCAAGAACUGCUUGUCUUCCGGAUUUUGCGCCUAUGGGUCCCGUAAACAGAUGAUUUCGUUCCUCGGGCUACCAACUACGCCACUAGCCAACCACAUUCAACAGUCAAGCCAACCUGGCCCGCAACCCAACGUUCUUUCAAGUCGCCAACACGAAGCUGCGAUAUGAUAUUAAAGCCAUGGACUGGACACAGCGUAGACGCUGGUUAGGGAGGUCGGUUUGAAUUUCGAGACCGCAAAAAGACGUCACCUCACAAUGGGCCUGGAUCUACGCCCCAGGACUGCUAAAUCUGGGAUAAGGAGACGUUGUGGAUACAUGAUUGGCUUAUACCUGUCAACAGCCCCACCCAGGUGGGCUUGGCUCGUCGAUCAGUCUGCUCGAAAGUUCCAGAGCAAAGGAAGCGGCUGGUAUUUAUAAUGCUGGAGGUGGGCGCGUCCUCGGUCACACGCAUCGCAUUCUCCAAGUAUCAUGGACGAGACCGCCCGAGUCUUUCUAGCCCAGGCCAUCCGGGACGCGUUCACGUCUCUGGCAUCGAUCAUAACGAAGAGUAUAUUGACUGCUUGAUUUCUAAAGUCGAUAAUGACGUCCUCCAGGCUCAACUAGCGAGCCAGGACGGCAACACAGAAGAGUCCCCGUUGCGAACCACCGGCUUAGCAUUACAAACGCCUCCGGCUUCCCCGCACAGAGAGCGUGGAUCCUAUCGGAUUCUGAAUGCACCGAAAAGGAACUAUGGAAAUCUUGCAGGCGCAGAACCGAGGAAGAGGAGAAAGCGGCCUAUUUCGAAGCUUUCUGAAAAUUUAGGUAAUAAAUCUCCAGACAGAAUUGCUGAUGAACCUAUCGAGGUGGGUUGUAAGAAUAUAAGUCAACAGCCUGACUACGACCAUGUGAAAGGUACCCACCAUUUAGAUAUCUCCGUCGACAUUUCCUCGUCUUAUCAAGCAGACUCCGCGUAUACAUUGAGAGCAAUGUCAUCGAUAUUGUUCGAGUGCGUGAAGGUCAAUUUCACUAUUGGUCUCUACGGGCACCGAACGAGCCGUAUCCCGACAACCACUAAGCCUAACAAUAUCCGGAAAUAUGUUGAUGAGGUUUCAGAACUUGAUUAUGAAAAAGCAAUUCACGUUAUUCGCAGAGAUAAUGCUUUGGCCACGGGUAAGGGUCUUCAAAAUCGAUUCAACGAAACAAUUUUCUGGAAGAUCAUUCUCAAGUGUGCCGCGUUGAUCGAUCAUACAAAGCUACCAACCGCGAAAGGACCGGCAGACGGAUUUACUAUGGCAGAAAAAGCUGCAACCAAGAAAUUCAUGGAAGAUGCUGGAUACGGGUUGGGUGCAGAAAAUCAACGGCAAUGCCGCUUUUUCUGGGAAAACCUGUUCAAAAUGCGUGAAGCUGGCAUUAAUAAAGUCCUCUAUUACCGGACUAAGGAAUUCGACAGCUACUGCAAGGGAUAUUCAAAAAUGUCAGAAAUCUCUCUUGUGGAUGAGGUCAUGAGGUGGGAGGCCCACUAUAGACCUCAUAUCGAACAACCAGAAACCCGGGUCCUCAGACUUGGGAAAGGCGACCUGGCACGCCUAUCUGAUCUUGAGAAUCCCUAA
This is a messenger RNA of Penicillium subrubescens, 1706 nucleotides long. RefSeq lists its product as uncharacterized. Lineage: Eukaryota; Fungi; Ascomycota; Eurotiomycetes; Eurotiales; Aspergillaceae. The record is from RefSeq and is a predicted model, not a curated record. The coding region runs from base 534 to 1706 and encodes 390 amino acids. The transcript is spliced from 4 exons.